GACAUUACGUCUCGACAUGAACGCAGCACCGGGCCUGCGGCUGGUCUUCGGUUCUCCUCGGUUCCAUCGGCUCGUGUUUCAGCGGCUAGAAACGGUGACAGCGGGCAGGUGUUUGUCCAGUUCCGGUUUUCGGUGACGGCGGCUGUUUGUUUGAUGUGAAUUAGCUUUAAAAACGUGAGUCGGUUCGUGAUGUGGAGCCACCGGAGCAGCAGCAGCUCACCGGCCGGCUACAACCCCAACAACAAGGCGUCUUUCUGCUGCUAAUAUGCAGCUGUUGUCCUGCGGACCGGAGGCUGUGUUUGUUUCCUGUCGGGGCGUUUACUGAGCUGCUUAGAGCUGCCGUUUGUUGUGGUGAAGAGAGGAGGAAGAAGCAGCAGCGACGUCCCGAGGAGGAGCGUCGUCCUGCUGGUGUUUUAUUAGGAAGCAGCAGCAGCAGCAACAACACAGGGACUCCGACCUGACACGGACAAGAGGCAACAUGUUUGAGACCAGAGGACUCCCCUUCGUGCUGCUGGAUAUAGUCUGCCUGGUCCUGGCUGGACUCCCAUUUGCAAUACUCACAUCACAGCACAGGCCUUUCCGCCGGGGCUUUUUCUGUAAUGAUGAUACGAUCAAGUUCCCCUAUAAAGAGGACACCAUUUCCUAUCAGUUAUUAGGAGGUGUUAUGAUUCCCGUCACAGUACUCGCUAUGAUCUUUGGCGAGUGCCUUUUAGUUUAUCUAAACCGCCUCAAAUCCAAGUCGUCAUUCGGCAGCUACGUUGCCUGCGUUUACAAAGCUGUCGGCACUUUCCUUUUCGGCGCCGCGAUGAGCCAGUCUCUGACAGACAUCGCCAAGUAUUCCAUCGGCCGCCUCAGGCCACACUUCCUGGAUGUGUGCAGACCUGACUGGAAAACCAUCAACUGCUCAUCAGGGGCGUAUAUCGAAAACUUCAUCUGCCAGGGAGACUCAAAGAUGGUCAACGAGGGCAGGUUGUCCUUCUACUCUGGCCACUCGUCUUUUUCCAUGUACUGCAUGCUGUUCCUCGCGCUCUACCUGCAGGCUCGUCUCCAGGCCGACUGGGCGCGACUGCUCAGACCGACCCUCCAGUUCUUCCUGAUUGCUGCCUCAGUGUACACAGGACUUUCUAGAGUAUCCGAUUAUAAACAUCACUGGAGCGACGUGCUGACCGGACUCUUGCAGGGUGCCCUCAUGGCGAUACUGGUGGUCUUCUUCGUGUCGCCGUUUUUCAAAUCGCCUGCAGUUUCUCGUAAAGAGCAGGACAUCCCCCACACAACCCUGCAGGAGACACCAACGAAAGGAAACCACUUUGAGAGUUCCAACUAAGCUAAGCGAGCGGCAGCGGUGACCUCUGCUCUGUCUAAACGCACACCGAGGAUCCCAGCUCUCUAGCCUUUCAUCUCCCGCUAAUAUUCAUCCGUUACCCUGCAUGGAUUUACACUAUGAAGUACUUGAUUAUAUUUCAAGUGAACUGUUGGAUGUUUUAACAUCCCAGAAGAAACUCUUGGAACCACACCAGGCCUAAUUCUGAGACUUUGUAAUUUUGCUGUCUUGUCCGCCAGUUCCCAGCCUGGAGGGAAAGUGGUGAGACGCCCCGCCGACCCCGUAGAUACGCUGAACGACUGAAGCAGAUGAAGGUUAGAGGCUAGAGAUUCUGAACAGAUGGAAACCAGUUAGCAUGUAUCGAUCUACUGAGCUGGUGGGAAGGUUUGCCUGCAUGCGCCCACUAAAGGGUCUGACCACUGCUGGGAGGGAGGACGGGUGGAAACCUGUGAAUGUAUCCUGCUUAGUGCUUUUCCUCACAUGGAGGAUCUGAUUCAGGGUCAGUUUUAUCUCCACCACAUAGAGACAUCUGAGACUUUGCUGCUGUAGGUCCAGUGUUGAUUAAAGGGCUUGUUUCUUACAGCUAGAAUGUGCUGGAGGUAAAGCUGAUCCAGGACGCUGCAGUCUUACUCUCCAGCUGUCCAACCAAAUAUUCUAAUCAGGAUGUUUGAUUUGUAACUUGGUUGGUUAGAGUGUUGGAGAGUAGACUAUCAGUUUGAAGGGACAGUUUGGAUUCUUUGAAGUUUGAUUGUAUGAGGUUCUUGUCCGUAGUCACUGUUUCACCUUCCAGUUUGGAGAAACAUCCAGAAGGACCAACGCUAAAGCUAAGCAGUUUACAGCUGUGGACGGGGUCAUCAAAACAUAGUUUAGCUCCCUAAAAAAAAUUAGUAUUAGUUUAAGGUUGUAUUUAGAGAGUUUCCCUGCUUUCCUUUGUUGUCAGACAGCCCUUUUCAGCAGGGAACUGAUUCAGUUUAUCGCUCUCUUCAAAGCACCAGACUUCAUUGACAAAACUGUCAUUUUAUUGUAGUUGUGAUCAGAACUAAUGUGUUUAAACACAGCAAAAGGACAAAUCACACAUAAACCCUCCUGUUGUCCUCAUUUACAGGCACCAAAAAAUACUGUUUCCUUGUCUGAAAAAAAAAAAAAAAAAAAAUCAAAAAAUUCAGCAAAUAAAUUCCGCAAAUUUGCAAAACCGUCCGGAAGAAAAUUCAAAAAAAUUCCUUAAAAUUUCCUGUACAUAUUUUCAAAAAAUGAGUAAAAAUCUUCAAAUAAAUCCUAAAAAUUUCUAAAGUGAUUACAUAUAUAUCAGUAAAACUUCUAACAUUUUCUUUAAAAAAAAAUCUACCAAAAUCCAGUGAAAUUUCACUGGAUUUUGGUUGAUUUUCUUGGUGAAUGUUUUUAAACAUUUCUAACAUUUUUUUUCCACUAAAAAAAAUGUUAAAAAUUUCCACAAAAUGUUGAAAAUGUGGACAUCAGAAGUUUCACUGUGAAAAUAUUGUUUUUUAUCCACAAUUUUAAACUUUAAAAUGGGUCCAUUUGACCUGCAGGACAACUCGAGGGUUAAUUACCAGCAACUUCUGUGUUCUUUGCGAUAAAAACACAUUUUGUCAAAGGAGUCUGGUGGCUCUGAAGAGAGCGAAGGAACUGCUUCAGGUGCUCAUCAAGAAGAGCUGUCUGACAGCAAGGUAAAGCAGUGAAAAUACUCUACAUUUAAGCUAAUAAUGUACUUUUUUGCUGACCCAGUCAACAGCAGUACACUGCUAAGCUUCUAGCAGGUUCUACUGUCUGCCUCUUCAGACUGGAGGAACACCAGCCACCAUCUGCUGGAGGUAAUAAACUACAGGUACGAACCUCCAACACUUCAAACCAUCCAAUCUCUGCCUUUAAGUCCCGUGUUGCCUUUGCUGGACUGCUACUGCUGCUAUCACAGCUCCCUGUGUAUCAAAUGUAAACAUUAAGUGAACAACGAUGUGCUUUUAUAUAAUCUGUAUGUAAACAAAUCACCAUACAGACGUUUAUUGAAAAAAAACAAUGUUAAAAAUAUGUACAAAUGUCUGAAAUAAGGAAAAAUAAAGCCAUUUUACUUACUAACCUUAACACCAGUGAAACAUAGGUGUGAUGUAUUGUGUCAGAUAAAAUGAAAGCAUGCCAGAUUUGUGAGUUUGUCAUUAUGCAUUGUUUUGCUCAUGUAAGCAAAAAGCAAAAUAAAAACCUGAAUGUUCAA
Messenger RNA from Acanthochromis polyacanthus (spiny chromis), 3545 nucleotides. It is a transcript of the gene plpp1a, whose product is annotated as phospholipid phosphatase 1a. The record is from RefSeq and is a predicted model, not a curated record. Gene Ontology annotation, molecular function: phosphatidate phosphatase activity. The transcript has 6 exons. Gene Ontology annotation, biological process: phospholipid metabolic process; signal transduction; phospholipid dephosphorylation. Bases 479 to 1324 code for a protein of 281 amino acids. NCBI's taxonomy places the organism in Eukaryota, Metazoa, Chordata, Actinopteri, Pomacentridae.